Messenger RNA from Ectocarpus sp. CCAP 1310/34, 4070 nucleotides. The record is from the annotation of a GenBank genome assembly. Lineage: Eukaryota; Phaeophyceae; Ectocarpales; Ectocarpaceae.
CAGCAGCAGCAUCAGCAGCUAGCGAAGCCAUGGAUCGCAGCAGGAUGAGCACCAACGCCUUCGAGCGUGUGAGCAGGGUGGCCUCUGGGGCCAAGGACGCGGAGUCGAUCGCGGUUAGCCUGGGGGCUACCGACCUCGACAUCGAGCUGGUUGACAACGAGGUCAGGCGGGCGCUGGCGGCUAUCCACGGCACCAAGAAGGAGACCUAUGCCGGUAGGACCAACGAGACCGCGGCCGGCGUCUCCUACCUCAAGAAGCAGCUUGAGAGGCUUAUGAAGGAGAAGGCACAGUUCAAGGAGAAGAAGCUCGCCCUGCAGCAGCUGCAGCAGGAGUUGCCGAAGCGGGCGGCCAAGUACGCCGAGCGGCGAGAGGCGCCUGCGCCGGCACCGGCAGCGCCUGCUGCAGCAGCGGUGGCGGCGGCGCCCGCAGCGACCGGAGGUUUCCUGUCAAGCCUGAAGAACAUGAUCAUCUCCCCGGCACCUGCUGAGCCUUCGCCUGCUGCUACUGUCCCAACGCCGGAGGAAGACCGACAGGCGGUCGCGGACACGACCCUUGUGUGGAAGGAGACGGUGACCAGCGGCACCUACGAUGCCCCCAAGAAGACGGCGGCUCUCUACGCCGAGGAUGCCGUUCUGUGGGGAACGGUCUCGGAGGAGGUCCGCGACACGCCGGAGCAGAUCUACGCCUACUUCGACUACUUUGCCCGGCUUCCCGAGCUGAGGGUGGUGGAGUACACCCCCGUUGCCGUGCGCGUGUACGGGGAUUUCGCCGUACAAGCCGGCACCUAUACCUUCGCUUUCCAAGGCCCGGACGGAGUUACCGUCGAGAAGAGGGCACGCUUCAGCUUCACCUUCCGGAGGGGCAGGCCCGGUAGCCCGCGGCCCUGGACGAUCGUCGAGCAUCACUCCUCCUCCAUGCCCACGGCGCCUGCGGGGCUCAAGCGGGUCGGACAAGAUGCUAUGCCCAAGAAAAUCGUCAAAGAGAUCACCCCUGACCAGAAGGCGGUCGCGGAGACCACGAUUGUGUGGAAGGACACGGUGACUCUCGGAACCGAUGACGCUCCGAAGAAAACGGCGGCUCUCUACGCCCCGGACGCUGUUCUUUGGGGAACAGUCUCGGAGGAGGUCCGCGAAACGCCCGAGCAGAUCUACGACUACUUCGACUUCUUCGCGCGCCUGCCUAAGUUGAGACUGUUGGAGUACACCCCGGCACCGGUGCGCGUGUACGGCGAGUUCGCCGUCCAGGCCGGCACCUACACGUUCGCGUGGGAGGGGGACGACGGGGAUACUGUGGAGAAGAGGGCCCGCUUCAGCUUCACCUUCCGGAGGGGCAAGCCCGGCAGCCCCCGACCGUGGACGAUCGUCGAGCACCACUCCUCCUCCAUGCCCGAUGCGCCCGCGGAGCUCAAGCACGUUGAACCCGAAGACGAUGGCAUCGAUUACGUUGCGCAGGCUGUUGCCGACUUGUCGGCGACAUCGUCCGUUUCGUCGUCUACUCUUCCUCCCUCUCCCCCACCGCGGAAAGGGCAGGCGAUGGCGGCCUUUACGGAGGACGUCAAUCAUCACUCGGUUGACGUUACGGCAAAUGUGGGGAGUUGCGGGUUGGGUUUAGUCCUCGGGAAGGAGGAGCAAGGAACCCGCUGGGUCGUCAACGGAUUCCGAUCCAUGCCAGAUGGAAAGCCCAACCCUGCCGAGGCGGCCGGCAUCGAGGUUGGGGACACCCUGCAGCGGGUGGGCGGGGUGCCCCUGGGCACGUACAAAGAAGGCAUCGAGCUGUUCAAGAAACUGCGGGGCCCCGUCGUUCUCACGGUCUGCAGGCAGAACGAUGAGAUCUUGAUCUAAUCUACCGAUCUUGGGGUCUACUCAAGUUGUUAAAGAUGUGCGGAGAAUUCUGAUAUCUAACUCAAGGUCUAGAUCGUCUGCUUGGACGUUAUUGUCGUCUAGGUAUUGAUGUCGAUCUACCUCACUUAAAGAGGGGCGAAUGUUUCGUCUUUCUACCAAAAGGGUGUUUACCUAACCAUAAAAACGAGCGGUCGGACGGGCAGACGCAAGCGUUGUGAGACACGAGUCAGACCGUUGGGUCAAGAGAAACAGGUAGUUCGUUGGGUCUGUGGAUGAUGCAGUUUGUGCUCCAACCGUUCGUUUUGGCACGAUUCGAACCAAAGGAAGACAAGCAAAUCACCGAACACUUCAACGAAGUUUGUCCAUCUCCUCGACGAGAAGCUGUCUACUCUAUCCUUGCCCCAGCACUUGCCAGGAUGGCGGUUGGAGGGGUGCGGGGGGGUGUCGAAUCGUACAAGUAGGAACUACAGGGGCGUGGUCCGUAGGAGUGGAGCAGAAAUAUUGCGAUUCGCGGACAAGGACUAAAGACACUUGGCGUACGAAAGGCUACAAUGUAGCAUGGAGUGCACAGUAUGUGUUGGCAGGGGCGCGGGUGCAGGGUGGGUGGGCGGGGGACUAAGAAACGAAGUGCCGUCAAGCAGGUCUGAACAUUGUACAGUGUGCUGAGUAUGAGUCUUAUUUUCCUUUCAUCGGUUGUCAUUCAAGUCACGGCGCUCCUAUUGUUGAAACCCAAAACUCUUGUUGGGCCUCUCGUAUAAUAAGCGUCGUUUUAUUUUCAUUCAUCACAAAAAAGAAAAGUUCCAGCAGCGGCACGGGGAUCUUGAAGUCGUUGCGAGCGUUAAAGCUUGCAUGCGGAGCCACCUCGGGGGUGGCGAUACGCGAAACAAAGAAACACCGACCUGUCUGAGAGAUCAAGGCACGCCGAACACGCGAUUUCUGUGGAAGGUUCCCAUCCUUACCCGUGGUUUGUUGAAGCGGAUGUGUUCACUUUUUUGGUGGGUUCGGUUUGAUUUCGGGAGACGAGGGUGGUAGCCGGAAAGACCUCGGGUGAGCCUGCACUGAUUGGAAUCGAGGUGCUUCUAAGUAGUAGGCGUCCGCGAGACACCUCAAGCGUGCGUUGUAGUUUUCGGCGUAUUGCAUGGUAGACUGGGCUUGAUUCGGUACAGAUGGGGAGCAUUCACGUAUCCAUUGCCUCGUACUUUGAGUUUAGGGCACUGGCUCCGUCGGUCUCCUGAGGGAACGGAGUAUCAUGUGUUUUGAUGCAAUGCGGGGGGCGGCCGAGGGACCCCGGAAAUUUGGUUUGCCUCUUGCAACCGGCAUUCAUCCGGGUUCGAUGCGGGUCAUCACCCCUCGAUGAACUGUUUUUUCUUUUUUUCUUUAUUGAGGGUUUCGUACACUAGACACUACUGGUACAUAAAGCAGUAGAUAGACUUUUUUUUCGAUCAGCCUUGGCGAGGUGGAAAUAACUGGUGUGCACGGGCUACACGGUGUAGUAGGAUCUAGCGACUGGGUUGUUAAGAGACUACUAGUAAAUGGGGGUACUUUUGUGUGUUAUAUUUUGACGUUGGUGUUUCGUGCGUGUGUUGUCUUGAGCGGCCAAGAUCUGGACAGUACUUGAUGACUUGCUUGUUGUUCCGUUGUCGCCGUUGGCGGCACUGUAUUGCCAUCGCAACCACAACGAACGCCGGUGCGGGGGGGGUGGAUGGCACGAAACCUGGGACAACGUAUGCAGUGCAAAAAAGUGCAAUUGAAAAAGUGCAACGUGGCAAUGCAAUGUACAGGAGAGCUGAUUCGACGAAGAGAGCAGGGAAUAAAGCCUUUUGUGUCAAGAAUGGACGAUUCUUCUUUCGGAAAAAAACAAUGCUGCUGUGUAGCGCAUCCUAUUGUAGCUGCGGGAGGCAUCUUCAUGUACCUACCUACCUGUGCCUCGCGGGCUCAGCACGAACGGGUGAUGGCAAAGAUGCCGCAGAAACACGUUGUAGUUGAUUGGUCUUGCUGAGAGCGAAGGCCGACCGCGCCUCAUCUUAUUCGAGCCCCGACUCUUACCGUAAAUCCCCAAGCAGUAAGUGUACAGCAGCAGCAGCUUUUUGUCACGCGAAGGGUUUGUGCGGUGUUCGCGGCUGAAUCCAUUUCCUUCCACCAUUUCAACGAUUGUUUUUAUCCCAAGUUUCUAGAGUGUGAAAUAAUAGGCUUUGUUGGUGUGACCCGGCCGGCACUACACCAUUCAUU